UUCAAACAAUUUGUAAGUAUGUUGUUGAUUUUAUACAAAAUAAUUCAAGGCAAAGUUGCUCAUUUCAAAAAUGGCUGCUCAUUGAUUCGAUUCUGCUUUAAAAAUAUCUUUUACCUUUUAUUUUUAUUUUACCAUGUAGCUAUAGCCAUAGUUACAUUUUAUAUUUCUUUGUGUUAUGAACAUUGUCUUUCCUUAUGUAAAUUUAGCUAAAUGUUUUUAUAUUUAUUAAGAAACAAAAAUGAAACACAAAGAGCUGAUCCACAUUGUGGUGUCUGCCCUUAACGAGUUUGAUCCAAAUGUUCAAGGAUUACAAGAAUUUAUGCAUGACUUUUUAGUAUCACAACAGGAAACACAUCCAGAUGAUUGUACAUUUAUACAAGAAGUUUUCUCUGGCUGUAUACGAUUUGAAAUGGCUAUUAAUGUUGUUGUAAGUGGAUUUUUUCGAAGUGAGACAACCAGAAAAACCUGUUUGAUGAGUGAUAAAAAUUUAUACAGAGUGCUUGUCUACCUGUCAUUGUUCCGUUUGGAUGAACUAGGAGUGGCUCACUAUAGAAAGUUUGUAUUGUCGCAGAAUUUAAACAAAAUGCACAAGUUUUUAUCAUUUUUUCUUGACGAGACAAGAUUGAAAACAUGGAUUUUUGCUGAGUGGUGUAAAGCUUAUGAUCAUAGUUACGUUCAAAUAAAUAUGCUGUCUCCUCUAAUUAGAUGGUUACCUGAACUGCAAGAAGUUUUGAAGACGCUGACAGAUAAAGUAAAAAAUAUACAACACCAAAGAGAUAUUCGCUCACCAACAGCUGUAAAACCAUUCAAACUGACCAAAGUGAAACCAAGAAGCGUUCCAAUUCCUGAGAAGAUACCAACGUUGCAGAAACAUCAACCUGUCCCUGAAAGCACUUAUCGACAACCAAGAGAAAAAUUAGUACUGAAAACUGUAAAGAAGAAGAACAAAAUAAAAGCAGAAAAACAACUCAUCGAGGCUUCUAUGAACCAGUUUGAAUGUGCAAAUGCUGAAAAGUCGGAAAAAACUAAAGAUAGAAUGAAAAAAUACAUGCAAGUAGAAGAUGAAAAAUUGAAGUUCAAUAUGUCAAAACUAAGAGUUUUACCAGCACACAAGGAAGAUAACACACCUAUUCGUUUGAAUGCUGCUGCCAUCAUGCGUGAAGGACUUUUGAUUCAAAAAAAGGAAGAAGAAGAACUAAGACAACUAACAGAACUGGCAACAGGUGGGCGAGACAAAACUGAAUUUUUAUCAUGGCAGAAAACAAUGCGUGAAAAAGAUCUAACAGAAAAGUUAGCUAAUAUUGAAGCAAAGAGGCUAGAUGGAAAGUUGAGCUAUGAAGAAGCCAUACUUGCAAGACAAAUGCUGAUUGAAGAAAAUAAACAAAAAGUUCAAAAUAUCAAACAGGAGACUAAAGAGAUGAUGGAUGCGUAUUUAAAAGAAAAAUUUGAAAAAGAGAAAGAAAUGCGAACACUUGUGGAACAAAUUAUGGAAGGACAUGAGAAUGCAAAAGAAGCAAAAGUGAAGUUGAAAAAAUACAAACGUUCAAUUGUUGCUGACGUCAACAACGAGAGUAAAGAACUUAUGAGGAAAGCUUUAGAGGAGGCAGAGAUGGAGAUGCGUGAGAAGGUGUCCCUGAUCGCAAAAAUACGAGCAAUAGAAAGUGUACCAAGGAUACGGUUUAAGUUUGUUGACUUGACAGAAACAUCAGGAGCUGGCUUGCUUGGGGAAAUGUCAUUAGCAGAGCUAAAAGAAAGAUUGCAUUUAUUGAGGAUUGGUCAAAAAGAAGAGGAAGAUAAAAGAAGGAGAGAAAUUCUUCAAAGUAAAGUGGAUAAAGACCAGAAUUUGAUGGACACGUUAGAAUCUAUUGCAAAACAUCGUUCACAACAGGGUAAAGAAGCCGCAAUAAGAUUUGAAGAGAAACGUUCAGCGACAAAACGCGAAAUAGCAAACCCCAAGGUUACAGCUCUUCAAGAAAGACUCUCUGCUAGGCGAGCAGAACGUGAGAAAUACCGCAUCCAGUCAAGCCCACCCAAGUUGGCUAGCAAACAAAAACAACUAUCUACGCAAAAGGAUACAUUGGAAGAACUGCGGUGGAGAGAGCUGGAGAGAAGUCGCGAAAAAGCAACGAAACUUCAUACGCUUACUGUACAACGAGUGCUGAGUGGUGGAAAAUUAGUCAACAGUUGACUGGCUGAAAAUGUUUAUAAAAUAUAUAAAUUAUAAUUUGUGCGAAUAUUAAAGAGAACCAGUUUCGCGUUUUUUUUAUUCGCGUAUCGUAAAAAAAUCUAAGAAAAAUUAUUUUUUUAUAUUUUUAAUAUAAAGAAUUUCCAUGGAGCCAUCUGUUUACAAUUUCUACUUUUUUGUCCACAUUUACAGUGGCCAAUCUUCUUUGGUCGGUUACUUCAGCAUGAUUAUUUUGUUGAAAUAUUUCUAAUUGCUGCAUUUUUAAAAUCUGUAUGAUACAAUUCGCUUUAUUUAAUCGCGCCUUCCGUAAAUUCCCUUUUUAGUGAAGUCAAGCUAUAUGUUUUCACAAGAACUUGUUAUUUUAAAUUCAUACAUUUUCUGUAAUGCAAUGUUCUGAAAUUAUUUUUUUAAUUUUUCUGCCAAAAACUCGUUCUUGCAAUUACUCCUUGAAAGUUUUACGAAUCGUAGCCAUUCUACAUUUUUUAUUGACUCCUAAGAAAUACGGCAAUGUAUUUUAAAAUGUACAUAUUUUAAGAUUAUAAUAUAAUUUAUGCAAACUAUUUUGCAAUUUGUGAAUUAAAUAUUUCACUGUUACUAGCGACGUCUGGUUUUAAUCUAGACUGCGGUACGUUU
Molecule: messenger RNA, 2818 nt
Organism: Hydractinia symbiolongicarpus
Lineage: Eukaryota; Metazoa; Cnidaria; Hydrozoa; Anthoathecata; Hydractiniidae
Product: cilia- and flagella-associated protein 99-like
Exons: 23
Coding region: 239-2188 (649 amino acids)
Source: RefSeq, a predicted model, not a curated record